This is a messenger RNA of Opisthorchis viverrini, 573 nucleotides long. RefSeq lists its product as hypothetical. The transcript is spliced from 4 exons. Lineage: Eukaryota; Metazoa; Platyhelminthes; Trematoda; Opisthorchiida; Opisthorchiidae. The annotation marks the transcript as partial. The record is from RefSeq and is a predicted model, not a curated record.
AUGCGUGAGCACAUGGACGACCGUCUUCCUUUGGAAUACAUUUGGUUAGAAAUCUUGCGGAACCAUCCGGUAUACAGGCUUGGUUGUUUGGCAGAAGUCGACGUUACUGACGGGCGUCUUACGUCUUGCUCUCGAGCCAGGUGCCCAAACAGCCUACUUAACACUCGGGAGCGCGUGUUCACGAACUCUGUCAAGCCUUUGGACGUUGGGCCCCGGACACUCGCGGACAUGUUAUCUGCCACCUUAGCCCCUUUGUGCUGCAAUGGCGAGGGACGGGAAAGCACCCUUCUCUCCACAACCCCUACUCACUGCCACGCAAUUGAACAAAAUCCUCGCCAAAAUGUAUUCAAACAAAAAAAAGAAUUGAAAAUGCGUACACUGGAUCAACAGUACGAGGAGGUGAAAAAGCGGACAGAAUGUAGUCACGUGAUGAAGUACGGUGUGAUGCCAGUUGUUGUAGACAGACAAUCUCCAUCUCGGACGCAUUUGUUUUCGCUGACUCGACGCCUGAUGGAGGCCACUACUGAGGAAGGACACGAAUUUGUUCAGCGAAAACUUAACCGUGCACUUCAG